Puma concolor (puma) is the source of this 1215-nucleotide messenger RNA. NCBI's taxonomy places the organism in Eukaryota, Metazoa, Chordata, Mammalia, Carnivora, Felidae. The record is from RefSeq and is a predicted model, not a curated record.
AUGUUCGCUCUGCCAUCUCUUCUGCUUUUGCUGCUGUCUCUGUGUCCCGGUCCUGGUCCUGGACCCGGGAGUGAGGCAAAGGUCACCCGGAGUUGCACUGAGACCCGGCAGGUGCUGGGGGCUCGGGGAUAUAGCUUAAGCCUACUCCCUCCCGCAGUGAUCUCAGGUGAGCACCUUCGGAUCUGUCCCCAGGAGUACACCUGCUGUUCCAGUGAGAUAGAGCAGAGGCUGACUUGGGAGACUGAGGCCACCUUCAGAGGCCUGGUGGAGGAGAGCGGCUCAUUCCUGGUUCACACACUGGCUGCCCGGCACAGAAAAUUUGAUGAGGUUUUUCGGGAGAUGCUCUCGUCAUCUGAGCACUCUCUGGCCCUGCUCUUCCACCGCUCCUACGGCCACCUGUAUUCCCAGCACGCCCCUGUAUUCACUGGCUUGUUCUCUCGGCUGCGGGACUACUAUGAGAGGUCCGGUGAGGGGUUAGAGGACGCUUUGGUGGAUUUCUGGGCACAGCUCCUGGAGAAAAUGUUCCCCCUGCUGCAUCCACACUACAUCUUCUCCCCCGACUACCUGUUUUGCCUCACUCGCCUCGCCUCCUCUCCUGAUGACUCUCUGAAGCCUUUUGGGGAGGCACCCCGCCGCCUCCGCCUGCAGAUAACCCGGGCCCUGGUGGCUGCCCGGGCCUUUAUCCAGGGCCUGGAAACCGGAAGAGAUGUGGUCAGCGAAACACUUAAGAUGCCGUUGUCCGAAGGCUGUAGGCAGGCUGUGAUGCGUCUGACCGGCUGUCCUCUUUGUCGGGGUGUCCCCUCGCUGCCACCCUGCCGGGGCUUCUGCCUCAACGUGGCCCAUGGCUGUCUCAGCAGCCAGGGACUGGAUCCUGACUGGGGGGCCUAUCUGGAUGGUCUCCUGUUCCUGGCCGAGAAGCUCCAGGGCCCUUUUUCUUUUGAACUGGCAGCCCAGUCCAUUGGGGUGAAGAUCUCAGAGGGUUUGGUGUAUCUGCAGGAAAACAGUGCAGUGGUGUCAGCCCAGGUGUUUCGGGAAUGCGGGAAUCCCCAAAGGGCACCGUCCCGCGCCCGCCGAGCCCCAGCCCCCCGGGAGGAGGUGAGCCGCCUCUGGACCCCGGCGGCGGCGGGGGCGGCGGGGACGGAGGAGGAGAGGCCCACGACGGCCGCAGGCACCAGCCUGAACCGCCUGACGCUGACAGAGGCAAAAAUCUGCUAA